Molecule: messenger RNA, 2912 nt
Organism: Cryptomeria japonica (Japanese cedar)
Lineage: Eukaryota; Viridiplantae; Streptophyta; Pinopsida; Cupressales; Cupressaceae
Product: brassinosteroid-related acyltransferase 1
Exons: 3
Coding region: 1342-2730 (462 amino acids)
Molecular function (GO): acyltransferase activity, transferring groups other than amino-acyl groups
Source: RefSeq, a predicted model, not a curated record
AGUGUACAAAUUAAUUCUGCAAAGCUGAUAAAAGAGAUCUCUUGAGACACACAAACAAUAUACUCAGAGAAAAAGAAACACAGAGAAUCCAUUAUUCAUUCUACUGUUGUGAGACAUGUAAUUGCUCAGAAGAUGCGGUGCAAUAAUUUUCUGCCUUGCAAGCAUAACCUCUGCAUUCACAAAGAUAAGAUUUUUCUCUUGGCUUAGAGGGAAGAGGCGCAUGGGAUUAAUUAGUAUAAAAAUGGUAGAAGAGGGCAGACAAAACGACAGGAGUGGUUCCACAUGAAAGUAUAAGCCAAUAUGAAAAUACAGCCAACAACACACCGUCAUUUAUAUAAUUAAAAAAAAUCAAUGGGAGACACUGUGACAGCAUCCUCCAAAGCAAGGUCUGACAGUGUUUUCUUUUCUAUCCCCUGUUCUGUUAAGCUCUGGCACAAAUUCCCAAUGCUGCUGUUCCCUUAAAAUAAAAUAUGAAAGCUUCUGCAGCCCCACAUUCUCUCUUUUCUGCUAGACAGCCAGCUCCUACUUUCUCUAUUAAGUAUACAAAUUUAUUUGCAGUCUCUCCAGAGGGUGUCCAAGUUUCCUUUAUAACAGACCUCUGGAUCCUUUCCUUGCAACAUUUUUCCUUGUCAAAGCUUUUGCAGAGAAACUUGUAAGAAGCUAUUGAAGGAAUUAUCCAGCUGUAUAUCAGUUUCGUUCUAGUUGUUUUUCUGAGUAUAUCCAACUGACCCACUAAGAUAUUUAGUAUUUCACUGUAAUAUCUUUUAGGGUUUCCUAAUAACUGCCUUGUAUUUUAGCUUUGGGAGCCUAUUGUAUGUUGGUGUUUGCUCCCUGAGGUUUAGCAGAAAAACUUUGAUCCUUGAGCCUCAUCUCAAAAUCAUACGUUGAUUUUGCAGUGUUCUAUUAGCCCAAAUUCUGUGCUUCUAAGGUCUAGACUCUAUAUAAUAAGUAUAAGUUAGCUUUUGAGACUCUAGCCUAACUAGAAUAAAUGCUUUGAUCCUUUGAGUCUCAUCUCGAAAUCAUACCUUGCUUUUGCAGUGUUCUAUUAGCCCGAAUUCUGUGCUUCUAAGGUCUAUAUAAUAAGUAGAAGUUAGCUUUUGAGACUCUAGCCUAACUAGAAUAAAGGCUUUGAUCCUUGAGUCUCAUCUCAAAAUCAUACCUUGCUUUGCAGUGUUCUAUUAGCCGAAAUUCUGUGCUUCCAAGGUCUAUAUAAUAAGUAGAAGUUAGCUUUUGAGGCUCUAGCCUAACUAGAUAAAAAAUUUCUCUAAGGUGUAGUUUGGAGUUAGCCCUAAAUUAGCAUUUCAAGUCUUGAAAACAUCAGAUUAUUUGUUUGCUUUGAAGAUGGGUUGUGAAGGAGGACCAUAUGUAAGCCGAGAUCUGGGUGCUAAGCUGAUAGAAGUUGUGUCUGUGUAUCCAUUAAAAUGUGGGGCUCAGGAUUCCACUCUGAAACUGUCAAAUUUGGACAGGAAAUGUCCUAUGCUUAUGUAUACAGUAUUCUUUUACAGGCCUUCUGAGGAUCUGAACCUUGGAUCUGUGUUUCAGAACCUGAAGGAAGCCCUGGAGAAGACCUUGACAGUAUGGUAUCCUGCUGCAGGCAGGCUUAAAAUCAAUGAAAAUGACGGCAAACUUGAUCUGCUUUGCAACAGUGCUGGUGCAUUUAUGGCCAAAGCUUUCACUGAUUCUAAAUUCUCAGAGCUUGGAGAUUUGUCACAGUACAACCCUUUCUUUGAAGAGCUGGUUUACAAGCCUGCCUUUGAUCCAUCAUUUUCCCAGAUGCCUCUGAUGGUUGCUCAGCUAACCAAGUUUACGUGUGGAGGAUUCUCUCUGGGCUUUGGAACCAGUCAUUCUCUCUUUGAUGGGCUUGGUGCAAUCAAUUUUCUCAAGGCAUGGGCUUCAGCUGCUAAUUCUACAGUCUUAUUAAAACUGCCCCAGCCUCUCCAUGAGCGAACUAGGCUGCUGGUUACAGAAGCAUCAGGAAUUCCAAGCACUGCUGAGCAAAAUAGAGUAGUCCCUUUCAUACACCUCAAUGAACUCAUAGAGCGUGGGAUCAAAUCUGCAGAGGAAAAAUUAUGGGAGUGCAAUUUCAAUGGAGUUAGUUGGGCCAGCCAGAGUGGCUAUGCUCUAAAAACUUUCAGUGUCUCCAAGGAAACAGUGCAACGCCUGAAAACAACAACAGCAAAACAAGGUGGACCACCUAACUGCUCAGCUUUCGAUGUGGUUGCUGCUCAUCUUUGGAAAGCAAGAGUUAAAGCAUUGGGUUUGAGUUGUGCAACAACAGUGUGUCUGCAAUUCACAGUGGAUGCAAGGAGUCGCCUUGUUCCACCAUUGCCUAGGGAGUUCAGUGGCAACGCCUAUGUCAUGGCUUCAGUCACUUGCACAGUGGAAGCUCUUGAGAAAGAAGGCCUCCACAUUACAGUAGAUAGGAUCAGGAAGGCCAAGGAUUCUGUCACAGAUGAAUACAUAAGAUACUAUCUAAGAGCCCUGGAUGCUCCUCAGAAAGCCCUUCCUUCCUUAAGAGAGCUCACUCUUGUCUCUGAUUGGAGACGUACUCCCUUUCAUGCUGUAGAUUUUGGGAUGGGGAAGGCAUUAUAUGCAGCUCCAUUGGCAUCUCCUGUGCCCCAGUCUGCUUACUUCCUUCAGGACCCCAAUGAUGAGGAUGGUAUUCAUGUUAGGUUGGGUUUACUGCCUGAACAUGUAGCUGCUUUCCAUUACCAUUUCACUAAGAACUGACUUUCUAUGGACCACCAACUAAAUGAAUUAUAGUUAUCAGCAUGUAGAUAUUAUGUUCAAGUAUCAGUCUCUUACAUUUUCAUGGUGAAAUGUAUACUAUCACCACCUUUGAAAGCAUUGUCAAGGCAACUGGUUUUUGUCUUUGUUUGGAAACUAAUGUUAAUUGCUCUUUCACUAUUUCA